This is a messenger RNA of Ostrea edulis (European flat oyster), 6864 nucleotides long. RefSeq lists its product as uncharacterized. The transcript is spliced from 14 exons. The record is from RefSeq and is a predicted model, not a curated record. Gene Ontology annotation, cellular component: endoplasmic reticulum membrane; plasma membrane; endoplasmic reticulum-plasma membrane contact site. Lineage: Eukaryota; Metazoa; Mollusca; Bivalvia; Ostreida; Ostreidae. The coding region runs from base 829 to 2070 and encodes 413 amino acids. Gene Ontology annotation, molecular function: sterol transfer activity; sterol binding. Gene Ontology annotation, biological process: intracellular sterol transport.
AAUGUCAGAGUAGAUCCACCACUUGUCUUUUUCAAGUUAGAUAAUUUUAAUUCAGAUGAUGAUGAACAAUAUUAUAGACUGCAGUUGCCAGCCAAAGGGAUUUUCUUGUUGCAUGACAUGAUCACUGUAAAGCUUUUCCAAAAAAAAUCCUGUAAAAUCAAUAGAAGAUGCUGGUCUCUGGAGAUUCCAACCUGAUGCUGGUUUUACUGUGAUGCUAUUUAAUGUGUGCACUACUCACACUAGAAAUCAUCAAUUAUUGAGUCCAGGAAACAAAACAAUUCCCUAUUCCAUUAAAGUCUUGUCAGUGAAACAAUGCCACAAACCCCUCCACCCCCUUCCUCCCAAACGUGUAAGAGAAGGGUAAAAGAAUUGCUAUUUUCAUAAUACUUCAUCAGUUUCUUAUUCUCUGCUAUUUCUUCAUUGAUUAACCAAUACUGUUGCAGAAUCGGACUUCGAAUGUUUUAGCAAUGGAAAAAAUAUGUAAUUGAUUUGCAAGCUGUUGUGGUAAACAGUUUGAAUGUACAGACUCCAACUCUUCAGGAAUUUCUGGAUGGUAUAUUCAUGCCAUCAGACUCCCAUCCAACAGAUGAUGUGAUUACUUUCUACCUUUGUCUCUCAGCCACAUCAAUACUGGUCCUUACAUGUCUUCAUAGAUUUCUUUCAUGGAUAGGAAAAUUGUGUAGCUAAGAUAUUAUGGUGAUGACUGUUGAGAAGUGACCCUGCAGCUUGACCGGGCUACACGGUGACCAGUAUGAUUCAAGUGAGGAGACUUAUACAUGGACAACUGUAAGGAUUGGACAGUUCUCAGGUUGAUUGAAACUGUAGGUAAUGAAUGCAAAGGAUUCUGAGAGCAAGGACACCUCUCCUAUGCGAAGUAAAUCAAAAUAUGAGAAGUUUCACAAAUUAUUCAAAACAGUGCCUCCUGAGGAGUACCCACUAAAUGAUUAUUCAUGUGCCUAUAUAGGAGAUAUUUUGUUACAUGGAAGUCUUUACAUAUCACAGAACUGGAUUUGCUUCUACUCCAAGAUUCGAGCCCGAGGCAGAAGGCGUCAGAUUCCUUUAGAAAAAGUGAUCAGCAUUACACGAGAGAAGACAGCAUUAGUGUUUCCAAAUGCCAUUGGAGUUCAGACUGCUGAAGAAAAGUAUACCUUUGGGUCUUUUCUAAUGAGAGACAAUGCAUACAAGUAUAUAAACACAGUGUGGAAGAAAUCCCAGUCUGUCAGAAGUAUUCAGAAUGAUCAUAAGUUUGAUUUUCUAAAAGAUGCUUCAGUGCUGAAUUCAUCUGUCUCAACUCCACUCUUUCCAAUCAGCCCCACAGAGAGUGACAAUCAGCUGCCUAAGGAUGCAGUGGAGGAAGAGGAAGAUGAUGAGGGAGAGGAGGAGGAGGCGUGUCCUGUCCAAGAAAUCCCCAAGGGGUGUGUUAACUGUGAUAAUCAAACUGUUCAAACCACCUCAAGCUCCAAUCAAAAUAACAACAUUGUUACGUCCGACUCCUCUGAUGUAGGACUGUGCGUUCUGUGUGACAAGUUAGACAGUGAUAAACUCGACAGCAGCAGGUUUCAGGAAAACGGCAGUUCUCCUAUCACAGUCCGAAAAGAAUCAGGAAAGGGACCAAAGGGUCCAAUGAUCCGUGCUUUUAACAUUCCAUAUAUCUUUGAAUAUUUUGAUGUUCAGAAAAUGAUGGCUGCUUUUUCAGAAUUAAGUUUAAAGUUCCAAAAGAUACCUAGGACCAAUUUGUUGUUAGCUGUUUGCUCUGUUAUGAUUUUGUUUUUGAUGCUCUCUGCUGUUGCCCUCACCUACAAAAUUUUGGUGCUUCAAGCAAGAAUUGAGGGAAAGGAUUUCUGGACUCCAGUGGCCAAACAGAACUGGAGGAACAAUUUGUACUCGAGUUUCUAUGAUUUGCAGGCCAACUCCCAUAUGGCCACGAUACGACAACUUCACCAGGUUAUGGAAGCCAAUCUCCACGUUUUAGAGGAGAUUGGAUUGAAUCUGAAAUCUGUGCAAGCUGCAGCAAGGUAUUCAAACAAUUGUCCAAUCAAAGAAGAGAGUUGCAAAAAGACCAAAGCGUAAUUAGAUAUUGUGACUAUUUACGUCUGCUUUGGACAUUUGUCUGGAAACCAAGGAUACCUCAUCAGUGCCAGAUUACAGAGUUGACAACAGAAAAAAGUGAUGAGUGCAGUCUGUCUUGUUUAUAUGUAUCUAGGUUGUUGUGUUGAAACUUCUUCUGUGUGAAAGUUCUAUGCACUUUAGACUGCCUAUGUUUAGAGCAUUGAUGUAAGGAGCACAUGUAUGUGGAUGGAAUGUCUACUUAACUGUGAAGGUGAUAUGUAUGUCUUUAUGACCUUUUUGGCAAGUCUGUGAUAUCAAACUUAUUUUUUUAUUGUCACAAAAGUUUGCCUGCCAUCUCUAUUUUGUUUAUCAUGUGCAAUCAGAUAUUUUGAUGAAAUAUUGAGUUUUUACAGCGAUUUAGAAUGUUUACAUUAGUUCUUUUCAACCAUAAGUAGGUUUUUGUUUUUUGUUUGGGGAUUUUCAGAGCUGGUCCAGAAGUUAGUUUUAUGUGUGCACAAAUAGUAUGAAUUUAGUUUCCACGUUAUUUCUAUUGCAUAUCUACAGUGAAACUCAUCAAACCCAGACAUGCUUGUUAUCAGAUUAGAUGAACAUCGGGAAUGCAUAGUAUUUUUUACAAUAUAAUUCAAUGUCCAAUGCCAAAAUGAAUGCACAGUUUACCCAAUAUAUAUGUAUCAGAUUGUACCAAACAUGUAUGGGGGCAAAUUCUACUGUAAUAUAAUUAAAACGUAAGUGAUAGCCAGUAUAAAUCCUAUUAUAGUUAUGCUGAUCAAUGUUUUAAAUGAUAUGUGAUGAAACUAUUUGUAAAUUUUCUUAAAGGAGUUAUAAUAAUUGGAGCAUUCUUUAGUUGUUGUUCAAGACUUUGGAACCAAGUUUUUAUAUUACUAUUAUUAUAUCAUCAAAACCAAUGUAACAUUGUAGACCACCCUCACUUCUAAAGAUGUAGAAGAGGUCAUGAAAGUGAUUUUUCCUAUUUUAUCCUUUAGUGUAUUGAAGAGUGAAACCUCAUAAAGUGUCAAAUAAGAACCGAACUAAAUCCACUUCUACUUCAUAUACUGCAAUUAGUCUGUGAUUUUUGUGUCGCCUGCAAAGCAUAGGUGCAUGUAGGGAUGAUUCUGCCUGUCAUUAGUUCCUGUCUGUCACACCUUAAAAAUCGGAAAACUUUAAGAGAUGGGACUUUGAUGUUUAGCAUGUGUGUUCCUUAUGUGGGGGUCAUGAUCAGUGUUGUCCUUUCAGGGAACAUCUAUUCCAUGAAACAUUCUAGUUUAGAUACAUGCAGUAAUUUUAAGCACAGUAACAUUAGAGAGUUAUACUGACGGUGUAGUGCCAUAAGACUUAGUAGAAAAGAACACAUUGUGAUGCUAAAUGUUGUGUUUAUUUACCCCACACACACACAAAUGAAAUUCUAGUACAUUGUAUUGGUAUAGAACACAUGUAAACUAUAUACAAAAGAAUCCUUAUAAAACAGCUAAAAUUCAGAACAUUCUUCUUGAUGUAUUGGUACUACUUUAUUCUUGAUGUUUUUUUUUUUUUUUUUUUUUGAUUGUCUUUGACUACAUUUAUAACAUUAAGUAGGCAAAAUUAUGUUUUUACAUUACCACCAACAAACACCAUUCAAGAGUUUCAGAUUUAUUCAAAAUGGCAGCAUGCAAUUUGAUUAAGAAUUAUUUAUAUGUACUGAAAUGGCAAUAUGUAUUUUGGGGACACUAGGUACGUUUGUGUAUGUAUGUGAAAUGCCUGAACUAAAGCUCAUGUGCCAAGGUAAUUUUUUUUUAUUUACAAACUAGGUUUUUCACCAGAUAUGUAGAAAUGUAAAAAUUAUUUAUCCCCUAACAAAAGGGGAGUAUUUUAAAUAUGCACACCAGUCAUGUUUUUGAAAACAGCAGUAUGUUGAUUUUAUAUUUCAUCAAAUUCUCUACUUUGAACUGGUGACUAAAUUAAAAAUCUGAAGAAAAAGUUGUAAUUUGGUAGGAUCAUGUUAUUUGAAAUUGGAAUCAAAGAAAAAAUCACUGUUUGAUAUGUAGUAUUGCCUGAAUGAUUGUAGGUUUUUUUUUUUAAACUAAGACAGAUAUUAUAAAAUUCAGUUGACCUACAUAUACAGUAAAACAUGGUUAUAGUGAACCCCCAGGGUCAGCGAAAAGCAGUUCAUUUAUAUCCAAACUUUGUAAUAUCCAACACAAUUUUCAUUAUUUUCCUCUCAUAAGGUAAUGAAUAUCACUUCGGAAUAUGUAGGAAUUCUGUAUAAGCGUGUUCAUUAUAAGCGUGUUUUACUGUAUUUGAUUCUAUACACACAGUCAGUCAUUUGAUUGUUACACAUGGAUAUUCAAACACACAACACUUAUCCCCUGGUGAUUGGAAGGAUAUUCUAAAAAGUUGAUACUGAUUUCUUUUGCUGUGGUGUUUCUUGAGUUUCUUUAAUAAUUCCCCAUUUCCCCCCCCCCCCCCCCCCCCCCCCCCAGGAUUGCAGCUGUCUGAGAAUUGUGCAUAUGCUUAGUUCUUUUGAUGGUAAUUCAGCAAUUUUACUCUUGAAUUAGUUAUGACAGAGCUUGUUUUUUCUCCUGAACCAGAAUUUAGUAGAACCAUUUCAUUGUGAUAUACUUACAUGUACAUUGCAUUUUUCUUCUUCCUGAAAUACACCAUAAUGAAGAGAGAAAGCCAUUUUGUUAUUGAUCAAUGUAGUCUAUUCAUAUUUGUUUUUAAAAGUUUGUACAUAUUUCAUCAACAUGACCGAAUCGAUACACAUGACGACCUCUGCAUGGAAUCGUGCAGAGCGUACUAGCAGACAAUCAGUUGUUUUUGCUUGCAGUUUGCUGUUAUUAGUAAAUGAUCUGCAACAUCCCAUCAUUUUGUUUUUUAAGACCUCAGGAAUAAAUACAUGUUCUUGUAGUUUGUGAGAAAUUUGUGUAGAGUGAUAGAAUAACAUUUUAAAACAACUGAAUCUGGUUAUUAACUAAAUACUUGUAAAAUUCGAAUGUGCAAGUGCAUGAAUCUGGAUACAAAGAGACAUUGUUUAUGAAUUUUUCCCAUCAUGGAGAUACCUGGUAUUCAUACAUUUUCUUCUGAGAAUGGUGGUGGUGCAUGCCGUGUAUAGUCGGGAUUAUGGAGUCUUUGUUUCUGGCCUUUGAAAGAUUUGCUUUCUACCUUGUAUAUUGAUUUUACUGUUGUUAUUUCAUUCCUGCAGUCUCCAUUCCAGCAGAUAUUUGUGAGGACAAAUGUUGUGUGUUUAGUGACAUCUGAAAUUAGACUUCAUUCUUUAUAGGGCACUUAAGAUAAGAUUGUUACUUCCUUUUGAUGCUAAUUUAUAGUUUUGCUUGUUGGUGUGCAUUUUAAUAUUGAACUUCUAGUACUGUAUAUUAAGAUUUCUGUUUCUUAAACUGUUUGGCAUAUAUGCUAAGUAUUGGAAUCAAAAGUAUUGUUGAUUAUGAUUGACACAAUAGUAUCAUAUAUGGUUAAACCAAGGCAUGAAAAUUACCAUAUUCUGGCAAUGGAUGAUUGGUAGUCUUAGUUUGCAAUCUUUCAUAGAAAUACAUGUAUAUUUACUAAAGUUAAAGAAGUUAAUUGUUUGCUAUUCAAGAAUUUAAAGGUUUUUAUUGUGUAAUUUUGUUAGUUUAGAACUUAGUUUAUGUAUUCAAGAUUUAGCUCAUUUGCUUAAUAGAUACUGAGACUGGAGAAGAACCUGGAACUUAUGGUUAUAAAGCUAGAUCUCAGAAACACUAACAGUGUAUUUCAUUUCUGAUACUAGGUCAGGGUCUUGUAUUGUUAUUUUAGGUUUACAGGGGUGGGGGGUGGUCAUGAUUUUCCGUAGGAGGAGGAAAUAAAAUUAAAAUAUAUUUCAUGCCCUGUGAUUGGAUUCUUGUAACUCAAUGGCCACAAUGUUUAGUAAGAAAUAAGUUUUACUUGCUGUGUGAAAAAAUCUGACAUCAUAGUUAUAUUCCUAACUAAAAUUUGACAUAGAAAAAGAAAAUGAAAAAAAUAUAAAUUUUUGAACAACUGAAAUUUUGAUUAGAGGAUUUAUAUACACAGAGUAUUGGCUUUGGAGUUAUAAUUUGGUGCAAAUUUUUGUUGUAUGUGUUGCUAUUUAUUUCUUUGAAAAGGAAAAACUUUGAUGUUCUUGUGUGUAUUUUCAGCCCUAUCCCAAUAUCCAAUACCAUUUAUUUGUAUAAGGCAGGAAAAAUGAAACAAAAUCUACUGAAUGCAUUUUUAUUUUCUGUCUGUUGAAUGCAGAUGGUUAAUUUCUUUGGAUUUACAUGAUCUUUUAGUUUAUUUGAUAUUCAGUAUUACAUGCAAUGUACACUACAGAGGGAUUGUGUGAUGUCUUGUGUCAAAAGAGAGACUUUUAUGACAUGCUAUAUUAAAACAUUCUCAAUCUAUAUGUAUAAACUCUAAAAUUAUGGUAUUUUGUGAAGGGAGAAAACUGAAUUUUUAUAAGCAUGUUUACUUGUACAAGUAUCUUACAAAAUUAUUUACUAGUCCAUAAAUUUUGGUAGUUUGACUUGUUUUAACAUGAUUUAAUGCAUAUUUAGGGCCCAAUUGUAUUAAUUUAUAUAUAUGGUACAUGUUCCAUAUAAUAUCAUUACAAAAGAUCAAUCCAUGACACAGUGCAUAUUUCAAUUAUAGGGAAAACAUAAGUACCAAAAUAACUUAGUAUUGAAUAUACUGCAGUAUAUGCAAAUCAUGGUUAUGAUGAAGUAAUCACUUGUUUUUAUUUGUUGAUUGUACUGUAAACUUAAUUAAUUUGAUUUGAAACAUGUUGCUCUAGUGUGAAUUAUUACAGAAAUUAAACUAUUUUGUUUUCUA